GAGGAUGUUCUUGUCUCUAACGUUCUCCAAGAUGACUAGGUCCACCUCACCUUUAUUCACCCCACAGGUCAGUUUCUUGGGCACAUUGUCUCUGGACUACCCCUUGCUCCCACCUCGUCUAGGUUAGGUGUCCCUGUCCUUCACCUCCACUGCCAGUGUGCUGUAUGAUUCAUGGCGUUGCAUUGUCUGCAGGCAGUGAGCCUCUGGAGCACAGCCUCCGCCUCGGUCUGGUUUGCCACGGAGCGUCCAGCACCUAGGACAGGGCCUGGCACCGAGUCGGCGCACAAUGAAUAGUGGACGCGGGGGGGCGGAGGGUGCGUGCGGGCCGGUGUCCUCUGGGAGGCAGCGCUCCGCGGCGGAAACCUGGGCGAGGGUGUGAGGGAGGGAGGAGCGCAAGGCUCAAGACCCACCCUAGCACAGUCGGCACCAUACUGCUGUGGCGCCGCGUCGGCUUCCGGCCCAAUCUGCCGGAAGUGGAAGCACAGGCCUCCCAUAAUGCCUCGCGGCGCGCCUAUUCAAACCGCACGGCGGAGAGGAGGUCGCGAUGGCAGCUCCGGAGCCGGAAGUGCGGUCCUUGACCGCAGCCCCAGGUUUGGAGUGGUAUGAGGAGGCGGAGGACUCCCACGCCCCCCACAUAGAACUCCUGGACACGACCGCCGCCCAGGAACUUCCCAGCCGCUCCGAGCCUUUUCGCCCCCGCCAUGGCCUGGUGCCCGUGGUAUUCCCGGGGCCUGUCAGCCAGGAAGGCUGCUGUCAGUUUACGUGUGAAUUUCUAAAGCAUGUCAUGUACCAGCGCCUGCAACUCCCUCUGCCCUACGAGCAGCUGAAGCACUUCUACCGACAGUCUUCUCCCCAGGCAGAGGACCUGGUGAAGAAACAACCUUGGGCCCUCACUGAGGCAAGCAGCAGGAAAUGCCAGCAAACCCUGGAAGAACUGGAGAGUGUCCUCAGCCACCUAGAGAGCCUCUUUGCCCGGACCCUAGUGCCACGAGUGCUGAUCCUCCUUGGGGGCAGUGUUCUAAAUCCCAAAGAAUUCUACGAGCUUGACUUGUCCCGCUUGGCCCCCAGCAACGUGGACCAGAGGGUGAGCACAGCAGCUUGUUUGCGCCUUAUCUUCCGCGCCAUUUUUAUGGCCGAUGCCUUCAGUGAGCUUCAGGCUCCUCCACUCAUGGGCACCAUUGUCAUGGCACAGGGGCACCGCGACUGUGGAGAAGAUUGGUUUCGACCCAAGCUGAACUACAGAGUGCCCAUACGGGGCCACAAACUGACUGUGACCCUGUCCUGUGGCAGACCCUCCAUCCCGGUCACAGCCUGGGAGGAUUACAUUUGGUUCCAGGCACCAGUGACACUGAAAGGCUUUCACGAGUGAAGAGGGCCGCUUCUUAAUCGUGAACACAUGGCUAAAUUAUCUUUCCUUCUCUGGCACCAAGUCACCGGGCUCUUGCUUGGAAGUGGAGUUGCUUCCUGACGAGAGGAAGGUUCUGUCCUGGCUGCCUGCCUCCCCUUCUCAGACUUCCUGGUGAGCUGAUGGUGUGACUGGGCCUGUAAUCAUCAUCACUGAACAACAUCUCUGUGAAUCAGAGGUUGACCGGGUCACACUUGACUGUUUGGGGUUGGAAAGCAAAUGCGGGCCCAUAGACACUAUUAUGGAGGUGCCUUUUUCUGUGGCCUUUCCGAAUUUUUACCAGAGGCAUAAAUGUUGGUGUGACUCAUGAAUUUAAAUAUGAAAUGAAUGAAUAUAUUAAAUUUUCCCAAAACUCUUGGCUUAAAGAGACUUUCCAGGCUUGAGGCUAGAGUAUUUUGUCUUUC
Myotis davidii is the source of this 1809-nucleotide messenger RNA. It is a transcript of the gene MAD2L1BP, whose product is annotated as MAD2L1 binding protein. The record is from RefSeq and is a predicted model, not a curated record. The transcript has 3 exons. The coding region runs from base 545 to 1369 and encodes 274 amino acids. Gene Ontology annotation, biological process: regulation of exit from mitosis. Gene Ontology annotation, cellular component: nucleus. Lineage: Eukaryota; Metazoa; Chordata; Mammalia; Chiroptera; Vespertilionidae.